AAGUUGAUGAGACUCGAGAGAGCAUUGCAUUCUGUUGGUUCUUUUCCCUCCCUCCCUCCCUCAAGAUCCACAGCCAGUAAUUGACUAGGAAUUUUCAGUCAUUCAUUCAUUCAUUCAUACAUCUUAUAAAAGAAAUGGUCGAUUUGAUUGAUUUGUGAAUUGAGAGAGUUGAAGCUAAGUAAGGAAGAUGGGUUGGGGAAGGGGAAUAUACGAAGGUGUGGUGGUCUUGGGAAGUUUGUGUUUACUCGGUUGGGCCGGUCUAUGGUUCUUGAACCGUCGCCUCUACAAAGAGUACGAAGAAAAACGAUUCCUCGUUCAGAUCAUCUUCAGCGUCGUCUUUGCCUUCUCUUGCAAUCUCCUCCAACUUGUUCUCUUCGAAAUCAUUCCCAUCCUCUCCAAAGAGGCAAGAGUGGUGAACUGGAAGGUCGACUUAUUCUGUUUGAUCUUAUUGCUUGUUUUUCUCUUGCCUUAUUAUCAUUGUUACUUGAUGCUUAAAAACAAUGGUGUGAGGACCGAAAGGGCUGCACUUGGUGCUGUUUUGUUCUUGCUGGCAUUUCUUUAUGCAUUUUGGCGCAUGGGCAUUCACUUUCCAAUGCCAUCACCUGAUAAAGGUUUCUUCACUAUGCCUCAGCUGGUGAGUAGAAUUGGGGUGAUCGGUGUUACGGUCAUGGCUGUUCUUUCUGGUUUUGGUGCUGUAAACUUGCCAUACAGUUAUUUAUCGCUUUUCAUCAGAGAGAUUGAGGAAACAGAGAUCAAGGCCUUGGAAAGACAACUGAUGCAGUCACUUGAGACUUGUAUAUCAAAGAAAAAGAAAAUUAUUCUUUGCCAAAUGGAGAUGGAGCACAAGCAAGGAACUGAGGAGAAGUUGAAUGCUAGAUCCUUAAUUAAACGUUUAGUUGGUACGGUUGUUCGAUCUGUGCAAGAGGACCAAAAGGAGCAAGAUAUCAAAGGAAUGGAAGCAGAGGUGCUGGCUUUAGAAGAGCUUUCAAAGCAAUUGUUCUUGGAGAUCUAUGAGCUUCGCCAAGCAAAGGAAGCUGCUGCUUAUUCUCGAACUUGGAGAGGACACAUGCAGAAUCUACUGGGCUAUGCUUGUUCUGUGUAUUGUGUGUAUAAAAUGAUCAAGUCAUUGCAAAGUGUUGUUUUCAAACAGGCUGGUUCAGUUGAUCCUGUGACAAGGACAAUAAGUAUAUUCCUACAGUUUUUUGAUAUAGGAAUAAAUGCCACCUUAUUAUCACAGUACAUUUCCUUGCUAUUCAUCGGAAUGUUGGUUGUGAUAUCAGUGCGUGGAUUCUUAACAAAUCUAAUGAAGUUCUUUUUUGCUGUUUCAAGAGUUGGAAGUGGAUCUUCAAGCAAUGUAGUUCUGUUUUUGUCUGAGAUAAUGGGAAUGUAUUUUGUAUCUUCUAUUCUUUUAAUCAGGAAAAGCUUAGCAACUGAAUACAGGAUUAUUAUAACAGAGGUAUUGGGUGGUGAUAUCCAGUUUGACUUUUAUCAUCGGUGGUUUGAUGCAAUUUUUGUGGCUAGUGCAUUCCUUUCGCUGCUUUUACUAUCUGCGCAUUAUACAUCUCGCCAAAUCGACAAACAUCCAAUUGAUUAACAAGAAACAUACUACCUUGAUGCAUGUAUAGUUUCUAUUGCCACGGAAGUGCGUAGCUGAUUAAACAUCUAUGCUAGAAGAGAUCACCGAGGAGAGGGGUCAUAUUGAUUCAGUUAUUUCAACAGAUGCACUGCUGCGAAACCUAAUCGAAUAUCCGUUUUGGGAUUAUCUUCUUUGGAAAGUUGAAAUUUCUGAGCAGAAAUAUUGUUGUCGGGUAAUAUGUUGAAUGUUGAUUUGCUUAUGCUUUAUUAAGUAUAGAAUGAAUUGGAUGUGAAUAAUUUUGCACUUGGGAUUGGUACAAUGGGCCUAAGGAACAGUUGCAGACUUAUUGGUAAUUUUAGAUUCUCUGUAGUUGAAAAUUUGAAAUUCCCACUCAAAUAUUUUG
Messenger RNA from Gastrolobium bilobum, 1979 nucleotides. RefSeq names its product GPCR-type G protein 2. Gene Ontology annotation, molecular function: abscisic acid binding. The record is from RefSeq and is a predicted model, not a curated record. NCBI's taxonomy places the organism in Eukaryota, Viridiplantae, Streptophyta, Magnoliopsida, Fabales, Fabaceae. The transcript is spliced from 14 exons. The coding region runs from base 188 to 1594 and encodes 468 amino acids. Gene Ontology annotation, cellular component: membrane. Gene Ontology annotation, biological process: response to abscisic acid.